Maudiozyma saulgeensis is the source of this 993-nucleotide messenger RNA. NCBI's taxonomy places the organism in Eukaryota, Fungi, Ascomycota, Saccharomycetes, Saccharomycetales, Saccharomycetaceae. The record is from the annotation of a GenBank genome assembly.
AUGAGUAUACCUAACCUUUCAGUAGCUUCACUUUUUCCUAAGGUGCUUACCACUGGACUAUAUAUUUGGACCUAUUAUGUGACAGUAACCAGGGUAACGGUAUUACCGUAUAACUUCAUGUUUUCAGUAGUUACUACCCUCGCAACAUUAGCCCUCUAUACGUAUUUUAAAGUAAUUAACGUUGGUCCAGGUUCUCCUUUAGAUUUCCAGGAUUUAUCUAUUAGAGAUUUACAUAAUGUGGAACUCGGAACGGAAUUACCACCAGAGUAUUUAACACAAAAAUCAGUCACAAUUAAGCACGAUGGUAGAUUUCGAGUAUGUCAAACUUGUAAACACUGGAAACCAGAUCGUUGUCACCAUUGUUCCUCUUGUGAACGAUGUAUUUUAAAGAUGGAUCAUCAUUGUCCUUGGUUUGCUGAAUGCAUUGGAUUUUCAAACCAAAAAUUCUUUAUUCAGUUUCUACUUUAUACUACAUUUUAUUCGACAUUUAUAUUAAUUAUAACCUCAACACAAUUGUAUAGAUGGUUUCAUUCGGGAAAAUACGCAGAAGAAUAUAUUAAUAUUAGAGUAUUGCAAAUUUGGUUACUGUCAAUCGCGGUAACAACAUCAAUGUUUGUAUUCUCUUGGUUUACGAUAAAUCAAUUAUUAAAGAAUCAGACGACCAUCGAGAUGUACGGACAACGUAGAUAUAGAAGGGAAUUCGAGAUUAGACAUGGUAUGCUACCAGCAAGUGAUAUAAACAUGUUUGACUUAGGCUCGAGCUCAGCUAAUUGGAAAGAAGUGAUGGGUAAUUCUUUCAUAGAAUGGAUCUUACCGAUUAAACCAUUCAAAAGCCAAAGAAGUAGGCAUACCUUAGAUGAACACGGUCUUUAUUUUAAUGUACAUAACUCACCAGCCACUCAGGCAUUACUAGAUGAUUCCUAUCUACAGGACCGACUCACGAGAAGAGUCACACCCAGGUCAUCCUUAGAUAUAUAUGAUAAUCAAUCAUAA